This is a messenger RNA of Exophiala oligosperma, 1347 nucleotides long. RefSeq lists its product as uncharacterized. The transcript is spliced from 3 exons. The coding region runs from base 1 to 1347 and encodes 448 amino acids. NCBI's taxonomy places the organism in Eukaryota, Fungi, Ascomycota, Eurotiomycetes, Chaetothyriales, Herpotrichiellaceae. Gene Ontology annotation, cellular component: endoplasmic reticulum. The record is from RefSeq and is a predicted model, not a curated record. Gene Ontology annotation, molecular function: mannosyltransferase activity.
AUGAUCUUGACUUUAUUGGUAGUCAUUUCCACCUUGAUCACAGUGUUGUUAGUACUUGCGCCAUCACAACGAAAUCCAACCGAUAAACAAUGCUCAGUCCAGGUCGUAGUCUUGGGGGAUCUAGGCCGAAGUCCGCGGAUGCAGUAUCAUGCCCUCAGUAUUGCUGAUCAUGGUGGACAUGUGCAUCUGGUGGGAUAUCGAGACACAGAACCUCUGCCUGAGCUUGUUACACAUUCAAAUGUGACCAUUGUACCGCUUCCUUCUGCUCCACGACUGCUACAGACAAACAACAAGUAUCUUUUUCUGGCAUUCGGUCCCGUCAAAGUACUUUUGCAAGCAUGGUAUCUCUGGCAAACCCUGGGCUAUUCAAUACCUCCGUCGAAAUGGAUGCUGGUCCAAAAUCCACCGUCUAUCCCAACUCUGCUUGUUGUGGCUGUUGUGUGCAUGUUCCGAGGGACCAGACUGGUUGUAGAUUGGCACAACUUUGGCUAUUCGAUUCUCGCCCUCAGGCUCGGAUCGGAUCAUCCCAUGGUCAAAUUAUCCAAAGUCUAUGAGAAAGUCCUCGGACGAGCUGCGAGCGCCAACUUCACCGUCACAAACGCUAUGGCUAAAGUCUUGCGAUCCGGCAUGGCCAUCAGGACGCCUGUACUUACCCUGCACGACCGACCAGCAGAACUAUAUCAGCCGUUGACAGACUCGGAACGAAUAGCUUUCCUACAGAAGUAUCCGCCUCUGGCAGAACAUUACAACUCCAUCAUCGACAGAAAAAUGAGACUUGUUGUUUCUUCCACGUCUUGGACAGCCGAUGAGGACUUUGACCUGCUCCUCGACGCACUGUGCAGUUACACUGCCAGUGCCACCUCUUCCCACCCUCAGCUACCCGAGCUUGCGGUCGUCAUCACUGGCAAAGGCCCUCUCAAACAGCAUUACCUUGACAAGAUCAAGAAAUUGGACGCGGGAGAUGCGUUGGAAAUGGUCAAUAUCUACACGGAUUGGCUCUCUUUUGAGGAUUAUGCCCUCUUGCUGGGUUCCGCUGAUCUUGGUGUAUCUCUCCACACCAGCAGCAGCGGUGUCGACCUACCGAUGAAAGUGGUCGACAUGUUUGGGGCUGCGCUUCCGGUGGCGGGAUGGAGCAAAUAUGCGGCAUGGCCAGAGCUCGUCACCGAAAAUGUCAACGGAAAGGGGUUUAACAGUGCUGAAGGGCUGGCCGAUAUACUGCGGGAGCUAUUCGACCCCGAGUCCAAGCACCUCAUGCGGUUGCGAGAUGGCGCCAGGGCCGAAAGCAAACAGAGGUGGUCUUCCGAGUGGGAUCCUGUGGCCGGCAAACUCUUCGGCGUUGUACAGUGA